This is a messenger RNA of Gossypium arboreum, 7310 nucleotides long. RefSeq lists its product as uncharacterized. NCBI's taxonomy places the organism in Eukaryota, Viridiplantae, Streptophyta, Magnoliopsida, Malvales, Malvaceae. Bases 633 to 7124 code for a protein of 2163 amino acids. The record is from RefSeq and is a predicted model, not a curated record. The transcript is spliced from 17 exons.
CCGUCCUCCACCACGUGAUCUUCACUAGAUAUGAGACGACUUCGGAUUUUCCAUUUCAUGUUUUUUUUUUGUUUUUUUCUAUUUUAAGAAAUAAAGAAAUGAAAAGUUAAAAACAGUCAACGUAAUCAAAAUUACGGGUCACAGUUACCAUCUUCACCGUCCAUAUUCACACACGAUGCAUCAAAUCGCACCGCCAGGAACUCGUCUGUCGCAAGAGAAAACGGAGGGGGGACUGUAUCGUUAACAUUAUCAGAGUUGCUUUAUCAGCAUUUGAAACAAGGCACGUGUGAUAUUCCGAAAUAUUGCGGGUCCAUAUGAUGAUGUUUGGAGUUGAGUGAACCCUCAUUUUUAUCAUUUCCGUUUACGAGAAAACGAGACCCAAACAAGUCUCUACGUAUUGUUAUUAUUACACAUCAGAAAAAAAAAAUUUCUUCCCCUUUCGCUUCUUCUUCUCUUUCUUUCACUGUCUUCUUUUUUACUUCGAUUUACCGGAACCCUACCUCGAUCCGCGGGAAAAUUCAAGAGUCCGUAGAUGACCGUACGACUAGGGAAGAGUUGAGGUACGGCUUGGGAUUUCAUCACCGAAUGGAGGGAGGUAGCGUAUCUAGACUUACUUGCUCUGGGAUACACUCAUGGAUAAUGAUGAAAAUGAUUCCCAAAGCCACAAUCGUCAUUUAGCUGGUGAAGGGAACAAUAAAUUUCCUCCUGUUUUACGCCCUUAUGCUCUCCCAAGAUUUGAUUUUGAUGAUAACCUUCAUGGGCAUUUAAGAUUUGAUAGUUUGGUUGAAACUGAAGUUUUUCUUGGCAUUGAAAGUAGUGAAGAUAAUCAGUGGAUUGAAGAUUUUUCUCGUGGGGGUACUGGGAUUGCAUUUAGUUCAAGUGCAGCUGAAUCUUGUUCAAUUUCUAGGUGCAACAAUGUCUGGUCUGAGGCAGCCUCCUCAGAAUCUGUUGAAAUGCUAUUAAAGUCUGUAGGACAGGACGAAACUAUUCCUGUUCAGACUAUUAGUAAGAAUUCAGAUGCCUGUGAUGAACUGGGCUGCUUAAUAAAUCAGAUGGAGCCUACUUUGAAACAUGGAGAUGGUGGUCUUUCUAAAGUGGGGGAUGACUUACAGCCUGCAUUACAGUCAGGAGAGUUUCCAGGGAAACUUCCUGGGUUGAAAGAUGAUGUAGGAGGAGAUCAUCUGCUGGUUGAAGGUGUUUCUCAAAUGCAUGAAUUUGGCAUAUCUGUUGAUAGCACAUUGGAAGAUCUAAAUACCAGAAAUACUGACUUGCCUGUGACUAAGAGAGAUGAUUCUAAAGAACAUAGUGUUAACGAAAAUCUAGUGGAAGCUUCUGUUGAUCAAUCUGUGGAUGACAGGGAGCAGGAAGAUAAAUGUACUGGUUCACAAGUUGAUGCUGUGAUUCACUCCGUGCAGAACACUUAUGCAAGUAAUGCUUUGAUAGAUAGUCAAGAUACCACACAUUUAAAACAUGAUCUCAUUGAUGAAAAUGUGGACGGUUCAGCAAGUCAAAAUGUUGACUUGAGCCAAGAAGUUCAAACUGAUGGUCAGAACGUGAGUGAGAAUGCAGUUGUAAGUGUUACCUUGCUUGCACAGAAGAAUUCAGCCUUGGACGUGCAUUCUAAGGAAGAUGGACAUGCUAUUGGAAACAUUACGACUGCAGGUGAGCCUGUUGAUAGGAUAUCGAAAGGGAAUUCCAACCUCCAUAUGGUGGAAGGGUGCAGCGAGGGCUUGAGGGUAGAAAGUCCUUUGCGGACUAGCAUUUCCGAAGACAUUGUCUUGUCUGAAAGAAAAUUACAUGACAUAUCACCAAUGCCUUUUGUUGGUGAUACUGACCUUAAGGAACAUGGAAGUGAAGUCAGCAAUAUGGAUACUAGAAAUUCUAUGAGUCUAGAGUCAAAUAUGGAUUCAACGGUGCAGAUAGCAUGUGAUGCUCUAGAGAAGAAGGAUUCGUUAGACAGUGAUAGCCACCCUGAUAUGAAAAUCUUGAGCAGCAAGUCUGAAAAAUCUUUGGUAGUGGAUGAUAAUGGUUCUAAGCGUGAAGGUGAAGGUUCCCACAAUACUUUGGGAACAGAACCUAUGAAAGAAUGUGAAGAAAGUAUAGUCGUUGAACAUAGUGAUGAUUAUAAAUCUGAUCAGACUGUUUCAACUGCUGCAAAUCAGAACACCAAAUUGUCUUCCGAUUCUAGUAACACAGAUUGUGGGGAAGGUGGAUCUGUGCCUGUAAUAAAGGGAGUUGACUUCUCAUCCUCCGGUACAGGUGGCACAGCUGAUGAGUUAGCUUCGAUUUUACAAUCUGAUGUUGCCAUUAGUGGCAAGUCAAUGGAGUGUGUUCUUUCGCCUUCUGGUAAGGAUCUUCCUGCUGCUACUGCUGCUGUGUCUGAUCAAAACAAGGUUCAAGUGUCAUCUUCAGAAACAAGUUUCUCAAUCAUGAAUACUUCUGGAAUGACAUCGGAAAAGGGUGCACCUUGUGAGACUAGUGGACAGUCCUCUUGUAGUAAAGUUGAUCAGUCCUUGUCAAUGGAGGGUACUUCUAUUGAUGAGGGCCAACAUGGAGACCAGGCAAUUCAUGGACUGUCAGUGGAGGUUGUAAGGGAUAAGCAUGUAUCAUCUAUCGUCUCUGAUUCAACGGUGAGAGGAACUGAUGGUGCUGAAGCUCGAGUUAUUUCUAAAUCGGGUUCUUCAGAAGCUGCAGGUGCUGUAUCAAUACAACAAAAUAACCAGACAUCGACAAGUUCAUCGCCUUCAACUUCAAAGGAACCUACCUGUGAUUCUGGCCAAAAUCAUCCUGAAGAUAGUGACCCCAAAUUACUUAUAAAAGAGAAGAACAGUGAUCACGUUGCUAUGCAUCAUGUUGAUGGCGGUCAUGCAAAGACUGAUAACAGCUCCUUUCCUUCUGCACCCUCAUCUGAAUCUCAAACUAAGAUUCACAUGAUGGGAAGUGGAAGUAGUAGUGCCGAUCUUGACAAUCCUUCAUGUGGCUCUCCUAUUGUCAUUAGAACAUCUGAGCAGUUCCCAAUUAAAAUUGGAAAUGAUGAUUUGAAAGGAUCCGAGGGUCGGAGUGCUUCAAUUUCUGGGGUCAUUAAUGGGGAAGAGAACAAAGACCAAUCUAUUUCUGAGGAUAUGAAAAGAAAUUAUGCAUCUCCUGGAGACAAAACUUUCACCUUUGAGGUACCUCCAUUGGCAGAUUUGUCUGGAAAAGAAGCUGGCAAGAAUUGGCAACUUUUUUCUACCAUGCAACACGACACAAUAUCCUCGAAGGUCAAGGGAACACAAUCAACUGCUAGCUUAAGCAAAGUGGGUACCAAGGCUGCUCAGGAGGUGAGUCAUGCAAAUCUUCAGGCAUCUGAGAGUGAGAAUGUACGUGGUCGCUCCAAAGGGACGUCUGAGGGUAGUGGCUCCAAAGGGACCUCUGAGCGUAGAGCAAGGCGAGUAGGUGGUAAGAGUGCGGGGAAGGAAGCUACUAAAAAGGGAAUUGCUGCAAAAGAAAUGACUCCCGCAAGUCGAUCAAAAAGAAGUGCAUCACUCAGUUCAGCUGGAAUUGGCCAGCUUGUUCAAUCCAAUGAGGUGAAGCACUCUGGACAUACGGAAGGGGCAACCACGAAGCCAUUUGGUGUUCUUUCUACUUCAGUAUCUAGCCUGCCAGACUUGAAUGCCUCAGCUUCUUCAUCUGCAGUUUUCCACCAGCCUUUUACCGAUUUGCAGCAAGUUCAGUUACGUGCUCAGAUUUUUGUAUAUGGAGCUCUGAUUCAAGGAACAGCACCUGAUGAGGCUUAUAUGAUAUCAGCAUUUGGUGGACUUGAUGGUGGAAGAACCAUGUGGGAGAAUGCAUGGCGAGCAUGUAUAGACAGGGUACAUUCUCAAAAAUCUCAUCUUGUUAGCCCUGAAACUCCGAUGCAGACGCCUUUAGGUGCCAAAACUUCUGAUCAGUCAGUCAAACGAAAUGCACUUCAGAAUAAGGUUACAUCCUCACCUGUUAGUCGGUCCACCAGCAAGGGUACUCCAACAACAAUUGUAAACCCAAUGGUUCCCCUUUCAUCACCACUUUGGAGUAUUUCUACUCCUUCCUGUGAUGCUCUUCAAUCUACUGGCAUUCCGAGAAGUGCAGUUAUGGAUUAUCAGCAGGCACUUUCUCCAUUGCGUCCUCCACCUAUAAGGAAUUUUGUUGGACAUAAUGCUCCUUGGAUGUCCCAGUCCCCUUUCCGUGUACCCUGGGUUCCACAGACUUCUUCUUUUGAUGCUCGUUUUCCUGUGCUUCCUAUCACAGAAACAGUUAAUUUGACCCCUGCAAGAGAAGCCUCUGUGCCUCAUUCUUCUGCGAUGAAGCAGGCGUCCACAGUUCCUAUGGUCCAGAGUGGCUGUCCUGCUAAUGUUUUUGCUGGGACUCCCCUGCUUGACACAAAAAAGGCAACAGCAACACGUGGUCAGCAUUCUGCUGAUCCAAAGCCCAGAAAGAGGAAAAAGUCUACAGUUUCUGAGGACCCUGGGCAGAUUAAACCGCAUUCUCAAUCAGAGUCCGUUUCAGCUACUGUUGUGACUAGUAAUGUGUCUACACCAGCCGCUAUUACAACCCUUGCCACUGUUGUUUCCAAGUCAUCCACUGACAAAUUCGUUACAUCUGUCCCUGUUGACCAUCUUGAAAACGGUGAACAGGAUUCAGAUCAGAGGGUUGCUCUGUCUGAAGAGACCUUUGGUAAACUCCAGGAGGCUCAAAAGCAGGCGGAAGAUGCUUCUGCUCUUGCUGCAGCUGCUGUUCAUCACAGUCAAGAAAUAUGGAAUCAGUUGGGCAAGCACAAAAAUUCUGGUUUGGAACCAGAUUUUGAAACAGAAUUGACUUCCACUGCUGUGGCAAUAGCAGCAGCUGCUUCUGUUGCAAAGGCUGCAGCUGCAGCUGCCAAGGUUGCCUCAAAUGCUGCAUUACAAGCAAAAUUGAUGGCUGAUGAAGCAUUGGUUUCAAGUGGCUACAAAAAUUCUGUUCCAACUAAUGCAAUUGCUUCUGAUAAUGUCAAGAAGCUUGGCAAGGCUACUCCUGCAUCCAUCUUAAGGGGUGAAAACGCUACUAGUAGUUCAAAUUCCAUCAUAAUUGCUGCAAGGGAAGCUGCUAGGAGGAGGGUAGAAGCUGCAUCAGCUGCCUCAAAGCGAGCUGAAAACAUGGAUGCCAUUGUUAAAGCUGCUGAGCUGGCGGCGGAAGCUGUAUCACAGGCUGGGAAGAUUGUUGCUAUGGGUGAGCCUUUCCCAUUGACUGAAUUGGUAGAAGCUGGUCCUGAGGCAUACUGGAAAGUACCCCAAGCAUCUCCUGAGCCAAAUGGUUCUGUCAGAGAGCACAUAGACAGUGGUCGUGUGGAAGGCCCUACUUCAUCUGCUAGGCUUCCAAAAGAGGUUCAAGUAGAAAAGAGGGAAAAGCAAAGUGUUGAAUAUGGAAUGUCACCAACUCUUAGAGAGAUAGCUAGAGAGUCUAUAGAGGAUCAUUCUAGAUUAACAGGUGGAAUUUUGGGUCCUACUGCAGCAAGCGGAAAGGAUAAAAAGGGACCAAAAGGCCGCAAAGCUUCAGAAAUUGCCAAAACUAAAGGAGUCACAUCUGAAUCCGAAAUUGGGUUUGGACCACCUUCCGUGAUCACUCAGAGUGAACAUGGGAAAGGAGGGGAAACUUCAAAAAAUAACAAUUUAAGGGAGGGUUCCCGUGUUGAGGUACUGAGAGAUGGAGAUGGCUUAAAAGUAGCAUGGUUCCCAGCUGAUAUUCUGGAUUUAAAAGAUGGCAAAGCUUAUGUGUGUUACAACGAACUUCGAUCAGAGGAUGGUGAUAAGCUAAAGGAAUGGGUGGAACUUGAAGGUGAAGGGAAUAGAGCACCCAGGAUACGUACUGCUCGGCCUGUUACAGCCAUGCCAUUUGAAGGAACAAGGAAGAGGCGCAGGGCAGCUAUGGGUGACUAUAAUUGGGCUCCUGGGGAUAGGGUUGAUUCAUGGAUGCAGGAUAGCUGGUGGGAGGGAGUUGUCACUGAGAAGAGCCAGACGGAUGAAACAUCAUUUACUGUUCACUUUCCUGCUCGAGGUGAAACAUCUGUUGUCAAAGCAUGGCUUCUUCGUCCUUCUCUGAUUUGGAAGAAUGGUAGUUGGGUUGAAGGGUCCAGUUUUCAGGAUAAUAAUGGCUCUUCCCACGAGGGUGAUACCCCUCAGGAAAAGCGACCUAGGAUAGGCGGUCCUGUUGUAGAAGGCAGAGUGGAAGAUAAGCUCUCAAAAAGUUUAGACCUUAAGGAGUCUUGGAAACCUGGUGACAUGAGAUUGCUGGAUUUAUCUGACAACGAAAAAAUAUUUAAUAUUGGUAGAAGCACCAGAGAUGAGAAUAAGCCUGAUUCACUCAAAAUGGUACGUACUGGUUUAAAGAAGGAAGGAUCAAGAGUUAUUUUUGGUGUUCCUAAGCCAGGAAAGAAGAGAAAGUUUAUGGAAGUAAGCAAACAUUAUGUUGCAGAUCAGAGUGGUAAGACUCAUGAAAUAAGUGAUUCAGCUAAGUUUUCAAAAUAUUUGAUGCCUCAAGGAUCUGAGCCCCAUGAAAUGAAAAAUAAAAUUGAACCAAAGGAUAAACGAGCAGCUGUAUAUAGGCCUAAGGUUCUCAAGUCUGGAAAACUGCCUAGUGUUUCUAGUAGAACUAUUCAUAAGGACAGCUUAUCAAACACUCUGGUUUCUGAACCCGGUGAUUCUGCAGCUGCAGAUGUAAGCCAUGCGGAGAAUAUAUCAGGAAAGCAUAACAUCAUGGAGUUUAGAUCAUUUUCAAGUUCUGAUGGAGCAGCAAAAGGCCCGGUCUUAUUUUCUUCUGUGGCUUUCUCAUCAGAUGCUCCCCCAAAGAAAAAUUCAGCAUCAAAUGCUAAAUCUGAACGGGUUAGCAAACCGAAACUUGGACCAGCUUCUGGGAAGUUGGCCAAAAUUGAGGAGGAAAAAGGUUCCAAUGACAAUUCAAUGAAAACAGUAUCUGAAGUUGAACCUCGGAGAUCUAAUCGGAGGAUUCAACCAACGUCAAGACUCUUGGAAGGCCUACAAAGCUCAUUGAUCAUCUCAAAAAUUCCUUCUGUUUCGCAUGACAGAAGUCACAAAAGUCAAAACAGGAGUAGUAGAGGAAAUAACCAAGGGUGAGAGGGAGGGAGGUUGUUUUGCAACUUCUGAAUCCAGUGUCAACAACCGGUGUAGCUUUGUGUAAAUUACGAUUAGAGAGAAAAGCUGGGAAAGAGAAUGGCUUCUUGGGCAUUUGCGAUGUAGCUGUAUAACUGAUUUUUAGGUUUCCGUUAACAAUUAUAAUUAUAACCUUAUCUUUCUUGGCCA